This is a messenger RNA of Glycine soja, 774 nucleotides long. RefSeq names its product dehydration-responsive element-binding protein 1B-like. The record is from RefSeq and is a predicted model, not a curated record. Gene Ontology annotation, biological process: regulation of DNA-templated transcription. Bases 1 to 759 code for a protein of 252 amino acids. NCBI's taxonomy places the organism in Eukaryota, Viridiplantae, Streptophyta, Magnoliopsida, Fabales, Fabaceae. The transcript has a single exon. Gene Ontology annotation, molecular function: DNA-binding transcription factor activity; DNA binding.
AUGGAUGUUAAAAUGAACAAAGUAGAGAGUGAAUCUCCUUAUUAUAAUUAUUCCUCUUCAUCAUCAUCAUCCACUUCUUCUCAAAGCCAGCUCUCAUUGGCAUUUGCAUGCAAUCCGAAUUUUUCACCGGACCAUUCAUCACUGCAUGCCGAAACUUGGAAGGCAGGAGUGUUGAUCUCUCACAAGAGGAAAGCGGGGAGAAAGAAGUUUCGGGAGACGCGUCACCCGGUGUACAGAGGGGUUCGGCAGAGGAACGGUAACAGGUGGGUGUGUGAAGUUCGUGAACCGAACAAGAAGUCAAGGAUAUGGCUCGGGACAUACCCUACGCCAGAAAUGGCAGCUAGGGCACAUGACGUGGCUGUCCUAGCACUUAAGGGCACCUCUGCACUGUUCAAUUUCCCUGAUUCGGUUUCUCUUCUUCCGGUUGCAAAGUCAUCUUCUGCUGCUGAUGUAAGAGUUGCUGCUUCAAAAGUUUCAACGAUUUUUUGCCCUUCUUAUUCCUCCGUAACAUUAUCUAGUUCUUCACCAUCUAAUUCCCGGGUCAAGACUAAGCCUUGUUUGGUUGAUGAUUUUGUUAAGACUGAGAAUAACGUUGAUGAGGCCAAAUCAGUGUUUUUUGAUGAAGAGGCGUUCUAUAAUAUGCCACUUUUGUUAGAUAGUAUGGCAGAGGGUCUUCUCAUUACUCCACCGUCUAUGAAGAGAGCAUUUGAUUGGGACCAGGUUGACUGUGAAACAGAUCUCACUCUCUGGACAGAUUAAUACUAUUAAACUCGU